UGAGCGUAAUGGCCAGUAAGACUGAUGAAUUUUUUAUUUGCCCGGCUUAGCGCGCCGCUGCACUGUGUGUGUGUGUGUGUGUGCGGCCCGGCAUUUUUCCAUCCGGAUGUGGCAACUUGCUACAGCAUUGGCCGGGGUUUUUUUGAUUAUUAUCGCCGCUGUCAAUAUCAUAUCCAUGCUGGGCGCCCCGAAAUUGCAUGGUAAUGGGGAUGGCGGAAUAAAUGGAGGGUAUUGUUUUUAUUUUUCUACCAUCGCGUUUUUCAUGUAUCGUGCAUCCGCCGUGCCGCAGUGUAAUGGCAGUGAAAUGCAGCCAAGACAUUACCGGUGGCGUAGAUUUUCUAAUCAUUAGCCGCUCGUCAUUCUCUACCGGGUGGGAUUGGAUUUUUACUAAUGUUUCUUUCGCGGUAUAUGCAUAUGCACCGGGCCCCAAGACGCACUGCAGUUGCCGGGCUGACGCUGCACUGUGAUUGACCGCCCGGGAUCCUGUCCGCCGUCGUCGUCGCGUACCACGAUGAACGCCACACUCUUCUCCAGCCUCCUGGAGCCCUUCCCCUCCCUCCCGCUGACCACGCCCCUCAAUCUGCCCCCUGUGAUAGCCCUGGCCCAGGAGCUGUACCCCAACGCCACCUUCGGCCCCUUCCUGGACAACACCACCCUGGGGAACGCCACGCCCCCACGGAGCCUGACCAAGCCCUCCAAGUACGCCGCCUGGGAGGUCAUCCUCAUCGCCACCAUCACCGCCAUCACGGCCAUCGUCACCGUGCUGGGCAACAUCCUGGUGCUGACGUCCUUCGUGGUGGAGCGGGCGCUGCGGCAGCCCAGUAACUAUUUCAUCGCCUCACUGGCCGUCACGGACCUCCUGAUCGGGCUUUUCUCCAUGCCGGCGUAUUCGACGUAUCUCCUGUUGGAACGCUGGCCGAUGCCGAAUAUCCUGUGUGAUCUGUGGUUGUCGCUGGAUUAUACCGUGUGCCUGGUCAGUCAGUACAACGUCCUCCUGAUCACCAUUGACCGGUUCUGCUCGGUAAAGAUCCCGGCGAAAUACCGCAACUGGCGCGCCAAGCGCAAGGUGCAGAUAAUGAUCAUCGCGACGUGGAUCAUCCCGUCCGGGAUCUUCUUCACCAUCCAUCUGGGCUGGGACACCUUCAUGGGACGCCGCGGGAUGGCGGACGGCGGGUGCGACGCGCAGUACAUCAAGUCCAAUCCGACGUUCAACGUCGUCCUCAUCUUCAGCUACUUUUGGUCGACGAUGGUGGUGCUCCUGGGACUGUAUGCCGGGAUCUACCAGACCGCCUUUACUCUCCAGCGGAAGUCCCAGCAGAAACACCAGAAAAUGCAGCAGAUGGUCAAGCUCAGCACGACCACCACCGGGAACAAGGUCGUGGAGACCACCAAGCAGAGUCUGGCGGUCCACGUCAAACCGGCCAUCCUCAACGACGUCAGCGUGGUUUUCAACUCGACGACGGUGACGCAGGGGAAGACGGUGGACACGUCGGUAGAAGCGACGACCCCGCAGAAACCCAACGACACCAGCGGCAGCAGCGACCAGGAGGACCGCUCCAGUAGUCCGACCUUCCCGUCGGACGCCGAGCAGAACGAGAACGGGGUCCUGGUCCCCAAGGACCCGGAUGCGGCGGCGGCCAGCCAUAAGAAACCGCCGCCCAAGGGCGGGACCACGGCCCGUCCGCAUCAUCACGUCUUCAAGGAUCUCAAGCAGCGUGUUGCUCAGCGCCAGCAGCGUCCGCGAGGGAAAACGGAGAUGAUCGUCCCGAAGAUCCCCGCCCCGCCAAAACAGGCCCACACCCGGCAGCCGCCGCCGCAGCAGCGCCACUCCGCCGAGCCGGAGCGGAAGCCCGCCCUCAUUGAUUUGACGCCGGAGGUGGACCAAAGGCUGCUGGCCAGCAGUCCCAUGUCGCGGUCGUGCUCGGCCGUGGACGAGAGACCCGCCCGCGACACCCUGACCAUUCCCAGUCUGUCGCAGCCGGCUAUCAACACCAGCACCCUGCAGGCCAUCCUCCUGGCCAAGGAGCUCAACGACGAGAUCCGCCUUCUCUUUGCUCAACGGGCCGCGGACAGCCGCGGUCCGUCCGCCUCCAUCGCCGUACUGUCAACGGCCGAGGAACCCGAGGGGUUCGCCGAGCCGGUGUGGGUGCCGCGGGUCCCGUUCCCGGUGCGGUUUGACGAACUGCCCAGCGUCCUACUGCAGCCGUUCACCGGCCGGACGCCGCUGAACAACACCAAUGACUGGCGGUAUAUUGAUCAGGAGUCCCUCAAGUCGCCCAACUCCUCCAUGGAGGGCACGCACACCUCCACCCCCACCAACCGCUCCUCCAUCAACUCCCCGCUGGUCACCCGCGAGUCAACGCCACCGCGGCAGACCACGCCGCGCUCCUCCUUCAAGUCCCCGUUGGCCACGCCCUCCCCGAUCCCCUGCGUCACCAUCAUCGAGCCGGUCCCGGCGAUCCCGGUGAACAGUAACGGCGGAGUCCUGAAACUGGCGCGUCCCGCACCGCGGGUGUCGGUUCGCCCGGAGAUCAGCGACAUCGGGGAGGAGUCGACGCGCUACGACUCCGAUCAGCGCUCCAUGAACCAGUCCGACCAGGCGUUGACCGGCGGCCCCAACCAUAUCGGGGCGCUGGACGUCCGGAACAAUUCCGAGCGGAUCCGGCAGCUGGGCCGACGGAUCCGGCAGGUGGCGCUGCGGAACAGCAAGAAGAAGAGCCUGGCCAAACGCCAGCAGUCCAAAUCGGAGAACCGGGCGCGGAAGGCCCUGAAGACCAUUACGUUUAUUAUGGGGGCCUUUGUACUGUGCUGGACACCGUGGCAUAUCUGUGCGACCAUCGAGGGAUUCUGUAACGGGUGUGUGAAUCCGGAUUUCUACGCGUUAAGCUACUGGUUGUGCUAUCUGAAUAGUCCGAUUAAUCCUUUCUGUUACGCGCUGGCCAAUCAGCAGUUCAAGAAAACCUUUAUUCGGGUACUGAAAUUUGACCUGCAUCGAACGUGAUUAGCCGGGCGCCUGGUCCGAGUGCAGCAACCGGUGCUGGUAAAGAUGUUUGUGCUAUCAAGUGAAAAUGAUAAACUUAUCAAUGAA
Paramacrobiotus metropolitanus is the source of this 3088-nucleotide messenger RNA. Its product is annotated as muscarinic acetylcholine receptor gar-2-like. The coding region runs from base 512 to 3001 and encodes 829 amino acids. NCBI's taxonomy places the organism in Eukaryota, Metazoa, Tardigrada, Eutardigrada, Parachela, Macrobiotidae. The record is from RefSeq and is a predicted model, not a curated record. Gene Ontology annotation, molecular function: G protein-coupled receptor activity. The transcript has 2 exons. Gene Ontology annotation, cellular component: membrane. Gene Ontology annotation, biological process: adenylate cyclase-activating adrenergic receptor signaling pathway.